AUGGUGCAAGCCGCUGCAGCCGGUCUGGCAGCUUCACCCUUUGGAUUCUCGUCUGCAGCUAUUGAGCUCGGAGCACCUGGACCCUAUGGUGUGUCACCUGCAGCCAUUGAAGUUGCAAGAGCAUAUGGAGGCGCUGGUAUCGGAGAUGUUGUUGUCGUGGAUGAGAUGCCGGUCGCUGGCACUACGCUUGUUGCUGGACAAGUGCCGAUCCUCGGAGCUGUGCGUUUCGCAUUAGACCUACCAGCCGCUGGUACUGUUUGCAUUUCCGGCAGCUGCGGAUGUGGAUGCGGCAACGCUGCUUAUAUUUAU
Brenthis ino (lesser marbled fritillary) is the source of this 309-nucleotide messenger RNA. Lineage: Eukaryota; Metazoa; Arthropoda; Insecta; Lepidoptera; Nymphalidae. The record is from the annotation of a GenBank genome assembly.